This is a messenger RNA of Penicillium taxi, 3933 nucleotides long. RefSeq names its product putative cytosolic regulator Pianissimo. The record is from RefSeq and is a predicted model, not a curated record. The transcript is spliced from 4 exons. The coding region runs from base 1 to 3933 and encodes 1310 amino acids. Lineage: Eukaryota; Fungi; Ascomycota; Eurotiomycetes; Eurotiales; Aspergillaceae. Gene Ontology annotation, biological process: TORC2 signaling. Gene Ontology annotation, cellular component: TORC2 complex.
AUGGCUUCCGGACAUAACUCAACCUUCUCCGCGUCCACCCAGUACCGUGUUUCGGGCGAGGGGCGCUCAUCAUUCAGUCAGGAUGGCACAUCUAUGGUGGGCGGGAGCUGUCCCGAUGGAAGACCCAGAUCUGUUAGAAACGGACGGUCAGGUUCCGGAGGAAGCAAUACUACGGGUGGCCGUGUAGGAUCGAUGGCGCCUUCAUUCGGUGGACCAGGGAGCUUCAGCUCUGAGCUCAAGAGCAUGGCGUCCAGGAGCACCACCCCCCGCCCCGAUGGCACAUAUACACGAAAAGCCAGUAGAUCAAUUGGUGAAGAUGAUCUACUACCCACGACAGAGGAACGCCAGGCCUAUAUUCGAGACAGAAUCGCGAGGGAGAUUAAGAUCAAGACUGGAACAGAAAAUAUGCUGGAGGCGUUAUUAGCAAAGCCCCCAAAACAAACAAAGGAGCAGCGUUUGAGGGUGGAGUCGGAGCUGAGCUCAUCAAAUCGCAAACUAGCUGAAUUACAACAUGAGCUGGAUGAGGAGAUAUUACGUGCGCAGGCGCCGUCCUCAACUCCCCCGCGCAGCCGCCUUUCGAACCUUUUCCGGGGUAGCCCUAUGCGGUCCCCAUCACGAAACAACAACCUUGUCGGACCCUUGGAUGAGACGCAGGAGGAAGAGGAGGAUGGAGACAUGGAGUCACCGACCUACGUUCUGACGGAAACACUUCAAUCGUUGGAGAUUGAAAAUAUGUCACCUGAUUUUUAUGUUGAGCGUGCGAAUAGCUUGGUAGAGCUCUUCAAACGAUACCCAACCUUGAAGUACGAUCUUGCAUGGUCUGUUUUUGGUCUGCGUGUGCAAGUCAUGCUUCUCAGCGAUAGCAAAGAAGUGGUGGCCGCUGGCUAUCGUUUGACUCGAUACGCCAUCGCAGAUCGAAAGUCACUGCAAACAAUUCGAUCACUGCACACUGAAGAACUUGUGAUUUUGUCACUUGUCAAGGAGAGUAAAGCCAGCAUCGAAAGAGAGCAAGCAUUGAAGUUUGUAAGAGCGUUUCUAGACGUCAAAGACGGUGUUAAAGAGAUAUCCCGAGCUAUCGUUCGCACAAUCGUCUCCAUAGCUGAGCAUCAUGAAGAUCGACUCCGGAACAUCUCAAUCAUGACGUUGGCGGAAAUUUUAGUUAAGGAUCCCAAGCUCGUGGCCUCUGCGGGUGGGUUUGCUGCUCUACACGAUUCUUUAGCGGAAGGCACAUUUGGUGCUUCGGAGAGUUUGAUCUCAAGCUUUUUGCACGUACUAGAUACCCCGCGCAGUCGCAAGUACCUACAGGGGAUUGAAUUGGAAGCCGUUUUGACUCCGUUCACCGACUCAUUGGCUGAUUCCCUACGCCAUGGACGGCUAAAAUCCGCUGCCCGUGCAAUCGCUGCGAUGCUGAAAACCUGGCCUGGCCUUGUUAUUCUAUCCAGACACGAUGCCCAACCUUUACGUUCCCUCCUUGAAUCGCUUCAAUAUCCUGAUCCACAAGCCCGGGAUCUUAUUAUGGAAUUGUUGUUUGAUGCAUUGCGAAUAAAGCCACCGUCAUGGUCAUCUUCCUUCCUUGCAGGGAGACGGCUCACGACCUAUGGUCGAGUCUCAAAUCUACGCUCUGAUACCGAAUUGAAACACCAACGCGUUUUUUCUGAUCAUGAUUCAACUAGAUUCGACCUCACUGCACAUUUUUCGACCCUUAUAUUGGCAGCUUUAGUUGCAGCAGGGUUACCCAAGGCACUCUCGCUUCUUAUCGAAGAUGAAACUGAUCCUGCCCUGAGGCGCAAAGCCACUCUCCUUCUAACCGAAGUACUGAAAUUGGCUCAUCAUUCACUGCCGUCAGAUAUAAGUGCCAAAUUGCAGGUUCUCCCUCAUCUGCUCCCUGCCGCAGUCCGAUUUGACACUGAGAAUCAUGAUGUAUCAACAUCUACCAUUUUUCAGAUCGAAAGUAUCAACCGAACAUUGGCACGCUCUGGAGCGGCCUCCAAUGGCGUGAGCCGUUAUAAUAUGGAGACAGAACUAUCGGCUUCGUUAAUGCCCGCUGACCAGGGCAAAGACAAGCUAAGCCCCGCGAUGGACGAGCAAACAUUCCGCAAUGCCAUUUUGGAAACGCAUGUCUUGAAUACCGUCAACUAUACCAAGUGGAAAUGGGAUCUAAUCCAUCGACUAGUCGAGGGCCCUUUGACAAAUUCCAAGCGAAUGGACGAAGCGAUUAAAGGCUCUAAGUUCAUGAAGCGCCUUAUUGGGUUCUACCGACCAUUUAAGUAUCGGUUUUCCAUUGUUUCAAACACAAAACCGAAUCAACGCUACGUUCGCACUGGCUGCGCGCUCAUGCGUACUCUGGUCCAAACUCCGGAAGGCACCAAGUACUUGGCCGAGAAUAAGUUCUUACGCCAGGUUGCCGAAUGCCUGGCGCAGUUGGAUCGCAUGAGUGGCUUGACUUCUGCUUCCCCACUUUUCUCGCGAGAGCAGAUGGCCAAUACGCUGAGCGGAGGCUACUUUGCCAUGUUAGGGGUAUUGAGUGCUGAUCAGAAUGGACUGCUCAUGAUGGAAAGGUGGCACAUGCCCAACAUGUUCUAUCACAUUAUUGAACUGCUGGAUCGAAAUGACCUGAUACAGACUCUUCUUGGAAACAUGGAUUACAGUCAAGAAAGCCACCUCCGAGUCAUCCUUUCAAAAGCGCUCACCAUUGGCUCAAAGGAGAUUCGUCUCUUUGCAACGAAAGUUCUUCGAAAGUACGCCGUGGGCGAUCUCGCUAUUUCACCAAAUGUGGCACUUGGCAAUGCUGAAUGGGUUGUCAAACUGCUUGUUACCCAAUUGUAUGACCCAGAUGUCACUGUCUGCCAAAUGGCUGUCAAGAUUCUUGAGGAGGCGUGCAACCAGCGUGAUUAUCUAGAGUUUGUGGUCAAGUGCCGCCCAUCCCUUGAUCACCUCGGUGAGAUUGGCGCUCCUCUUUUGCUGCGAUUUUUGUCAACCUCAGUUGGGUAUCAUUACUUGGAUGGUCUGGACUACAUCACACAAGAAAUGGAUGAUUGGUUCCUCGGUCGGAACGACUCAUAUGUGGGUCUCGUGGAAGCAGCUCUCUCUCGAGCCUAUGUUGAUCAACCAAGGCGCAACAGCUUUGCGCCAGAAGAUUUGGUCGACGUACAGGACAUCGGAGUUGUGCCUCCCCAUUUCUACAGAGAACUUGCUCGUACUGCAGAGGGAUGCAAACUGCUGGAACAGUCGGGGCAUUUCAACGAAUUCACCUGGACAAUCCGGGAUUUCCGCCUCGACGAGGAAGAUCACGAGGCUCUUCUCAAGGUUAAGGGAUGUCUCUGGGCUGUGGGUAAUGUUGGGUCAAUGGAGCUCGGUGCACAGUUCCUAGAAAGGGAAAUAGUUCACCGAAUUGUUGCAAUUGCCGAGAGUGCUGGGGUUUUGACUAUGCGAGGUACUGCUUUCUUUGUCCUGGGAUUGAUUUCUCGUAGUCGUCAUGGGUUGAAGGUGCUGCGAGGCUUGGGAUGGGAUUCAGCCAUUGAUCCGGAAGGCGACUCUCUGGGUCUCUGUCUUCCGACUGACUUCCGCAAGUUAUUCAGGAUUUCCUUCCCCGGUUUCAAUUUGGAAUCCAAACGUACACCCCAGGACAUUCUCAAGGCGGCCACCACAGACUCUGAUGCCGAGAAUCAAAAGAUUUUGAAGCUUAUGGUUGACCUUGGAAAUACUGUGCUGUCCAAGCGAUCUGCAUCAGACCUGCACACUCUUAAAUUAAAGCAGCCCGAACGAUUCCACCAAGUCCACAUCUUCCGCAAAACUCUUUGCAUCCUUGAAAGCCACCACUUCCGUUUACCUGCACGACGUUUUGCUCUUGAUCUAUUUGACAAGAGCGUGAUGCGACGUAUAGUUUUUGAUGAUGAUUCAGAAUCUGAUUCAGAGUCAGAUUCGUCUACAUAG